Molecule: messenger RNA, 793 nt
Organism: Mytilus trossulus (common blue mussel)
Lineage: Eukaryota; Metazoa; Mollusca; Bivalvia; Mytilida; Mytilidae
Product: cubilin-like
Exons: 7
Coding region: 32-793 (253 amino acids)
Source: RefSeq, a predicted model, not a curated record
CAUGUUCAAAGUGGAACAUAAGUAAACCAAGAUGAAAAUUGUAUUUGUCUUUUUCAUUGUUUGUGCUGCAGCGGUGAGAGUAAACCAAGUUAAAAAUACACGUCAGUGCAUAGCUGGAGAUGGAAUAUGUAAACCAACGUGUGCUGUAGAUGAGGAAGACACAGGUUCAUGCUGUCGCCACAGUUAUAGAUGUUGCCAACCACCUAAGUGCAAUGAUACAGAUCAGAAUGCUCAGUGUGAAGCUAGAAACGGAAAGAGUAAACCUGUGUGUGGUGUUAAUGAACAAGAUACAGGCAUAGGCCCUUUUUGUAAUAAUAACAGAUGUUGUGAGCCGACUACAUGUAUUGACGAUGCAGAUUGCAACUGUAUUCCUGUAUGUGAAUCAGAAACUGAAACAGAAGACGAAGACGGACUUUGCUGCGAAAGUAUGAAGUGUUGUAAAACCUGCAAUGCUACAUGUGGUGGAAUACUUGGUGGAACAAGUGGAAGUUUUACGUCACCAUAUUACCCAUCAAAUUACUGCAAUAACCACAAUUGUUAUUACAAUAUAACAGUUGAGGAAGGUUUAAAAGUUAUGCUGAACUUUACUUACUUUGAAAUGGAGGCUCGUGUAGACUCCGUUAGGGUAUUUGAUGGUGAGGUUACAACAGAUGCAGAACUAGCUUACUUGACAGGUGGACCUACUGAAGGAAAAGAAAUAAAUUCCACUUCAAAUAAGAUGAUCAUUCAAUUCUAUUCCGAUUUUUCUGUACGCAAAACGGGGUUCAGUGCCAGUUAUAAAACAUUUCAAUGA